Molecule: messenger RNA, 1903 nt
Organism: Elgaria multicarinata webbii
Lineage: Eukaryota; Metazoa; Chordata; Lepidosauria; Squamata; Anguidae
Gene: GNA11
Product: G protein subunit alpha 11
Exons: 7
Coding region: 41-1120 (359 amino acids)
Biological process (GO): phospholipase C-activating dopamine receptor signaling pathway; action potential; adenylate cyclase-modulating G protein-coupled receptor signaling pathway
Cellular component (GO): heterotrimeric G-protein complex
Molecular function (GO): GTPase activity; G-protein beta/gamma-subunit complex binding; G protein-coupled receptor binding
Source: RefSeq, a predicted model, not a curated record
UCCGCCCCCCGCCGCUGGUGCCGGUGGCUCGGUGGCAGCCAUGACGCUGGAGUCCAUGAUGGCCUGUUGCCUCAGCGACGAGGUGAAGGAGUCGAAGCGCAUCAACGCCGAGAUCGAGAAGCAGCUGCGGAGGGACAAGCGCGACGCCCGCAGGGAACUCAAGCUCCUCUUGCUCGGUACCGGAGAGAGCGGGAAGAGCACAUUCAUCAAACAGAUGCGGAUAAUCCAUGGCUCGGGCUACUCUGAAGAGGACAAAAAGGGUUUCACCAAACUGGUGUACCAGAACAUCUUCACUGCCAUGCAGUCAAUGAUCAGGGCCAUGGAGACCUUAAAGAUCCUGUACAAAUAUGAACAGAACAAGGCCAAUGCAUUGCUGAUCCGGGAAGUGGAUGUAGAAAAGGUCUCGUCCUUCGAGCAGCCCUAUGUAAGUGCAAUUAAAACAUUGUGGAAUGACCCAGGAAUUCAGGAGUGUUAUGACCGACGGCGAGAAUACCAGCUCUCAGACUCUGCUAAAUACUACCUUACUGACGUGGAUCGUAUCGCCACCCCAGGGUACCUCCCAACCCAGCAAGACGUCCUGCGGGUCAGAGUUCCGACAACUGGGAUCAUAGAAUACCCCUUUGACCUAGAGAACAUUAUCUUCAGAAUGGUGGAUGUUGGGGGUCAGAGGUCAGAACGAAGGAAAUGGAUACACUGCUUUGAAAAUGUAACCUCCAUCAUGUUCUUAGUUGCACUUAGUGAAUAUGACCAAGUUCUGGUGGAAUCUGAUAACGAGAACCGAAUGGAGGAGAGCAAAGCCCUUUUCCGGACUAUAAUCACCUAUCCCUGGUUCCAGAACUCCUCCGUCAUCCUGUUUCUCAACAAGAAAGAUCUGUUGGAAGACAAGAUAAUGUAUUCUCACCUUGUGGAUUAUUUUCCAGAGUUUGAUGGCCCCCAGAGAGAUGCACAGGCAGCCCGGGAGUUCAUCCUCAAGAUGUUUGUGGAUCUAAACCCCGACAGCGACAAAAUUAUCUACUCUCACUUCACAUGUGCCACAGAUACGGAGAACAUCCGGUUUGUCUUUGCUGCUGUCAAGGACACCAUCCUGCAGCUCAACUUGAAGGAAUAUAACCUAGUCUGACCUUGAUUUGCUUGUCCUCUUUUCCCCACCCUUCUUCCUCCCUUUCCCCAAAUCUCCUGGGAGACCUUUUGUCGUGAAGAAAGUAAGACGAGAGAACCCCAUGAAUUCAAACAAACAAAAAAUGUACAGGAAAAACAAUCUUAAUUUUUAAUGAUGUAAUGAUUGCAAUUUGUCUGAGCUGUGGAGUGGCAAGGUUUUGUUUUUUGCUCACGGUUAUCUUGGAGUCUCAUGUCUGCCCCACAGAAUAGCUGAUUUUUAAAAAAAACAAAUUUGCUUUUAUUUCACAAUUUAAAGCAGCAACAAGGGACACAUUUCACUUUUUCUCUCUCUGGCACCUUGUUAAUUUCCUGCUUUCUUGCCAGCAGUCAAGGCGGCUUCCUUUUGGACUUUGUGUUGCAUUAGCCAAUUAAGUUUUCCUUUCUGUUCCAGUGAUAGAUGAACACCAGACUUUCUAGCCAAGAUACUGAGCUUGCUUGGCUACGGGAGUGUGGUACGCUACUAGCACCUUCACCUUGUGCCAUAUGAUGCCUCUGGUGUAACUUGCUCACAUUGUUAGCUUUCUCCUUGGUGCCCCUGCGCAUCCUGCCCAGAAGGUCAUGCGCCAAAAGGGUGUCCUCAGGAGACGUCUUGGGAGGAACAAGUGCUCUCUGCCAAUAACGCCAAACAAGCCCGCCAUUUGAUCCUUCAUUCCUUUGUACCAUUUUAGUGUAGAUUUCUUUCCUUUUCAAUUAUGAAAGUUAUAUUGAGACUGUGAUUUUUUUUUAAAUUAAUGUUCUAUACAUA